GCCGCACUCGCAGCUUUUCCUCUCCAGUCCGUGGGCAUUGUUGUAAAAACAGAAGGACAAUACAAGAAUAGAGUGGCGGAUAAUAGAGCCUCAAAAGGGGCUUCAGGGAAUCUGUCCUCUAUUGGACCUGAGUGCAUGAGGCACUAUAUGAGAGCCGUGUGUCGGCUGAAGUUUAGUUUCACAGGCAGCGAGCAGACAGACAGAGGAGGCAUGACUCUGAGACGGAGUCCAAGUUUUGCGGUGCUGUGCGUUCAUGUGCUUUUGCGGUGCCUGUGGAUGAGGGUUUGUGAGGCAUCGGGGCACUUUGAGAUGCAGGUUUUGUCCAUGCAGAACUUGAACGGGGAGCUGCAGAGCGGCGCGUGCUGUGACGGCGCGCGCGUCGCGGCGGACCGCUCAUGUACGGCGGAUGAGUGCGAUACGUUUUUCCGCGUCUGUUUGAAGGAGUAUCAGUCGCGGGUGUCUUCGGGAGGCCCGUGCAGCUACGGAAGCGGAUCUACUCCCGUUAUCGGUGGGAAUACUUUUUCUGUCAAGCCCCUCGACGGCGCGAGCGAUAAAUCCAGGAUCGUGCUGCCCUUCAGUUUCGCCUGGCCGAGGUCAUAUACGUUGAUUGUGGAGGCUUUGGACUUCAAUAAUGACUCAAGCACUGGCAGCAUUAAUGGUCAGGUCAUAGAGAAAGCGGUCCAGUCAGGCAUGAUCAACCCAAACCGUCAGUGGCAGGUCUUGAAACACAACGGCCCCGUGGCUCAGUUCCAGUACCAGAUUCGGGUGACCUGCGACGAGCACUACUUCGGCUUUGGCUGCAAUAAGUUCUGUCGGCCCAGAGAUGACUUCUUCGGCCACUAUACCUGCGAUCACAAUGGCAACAAGACCUGCUUGGAGGGAUGGGCUGGCCCAGAAUGCAACACUGCCAUCUGUAAGCAGGGCUGCAGCACUGAGCAUGGCUCCUGUAAAGUGCCUGGAGACUACUUGAACACCUGUGGUACGCGACAGCCCUGUCUGAAUGGCGGCACCUGCAGUAACACAGGACCAGACAAAUACCACUCGGAUAACGCCUGUCUGUCUGAGCCGUGUCUGAACGGAGGCAGUUGUGUGGAGUCCAGUCAGGGCUUUGAGUGUCAGUGUGCGCCGGGCUGGACCGGACCGUCCUGCAACAUCAAUGAAGAUGACUGCAGUCCGAACCCGUGCAAUCACAGCGGCGUGUGUGUGGACCUGGUGGACGGUUUUAAAUGCAUCUGCCCCACGCAGUGGACUGGAAAGACCUGUCUCAUUGAUGCUAAUGAGUGCGAGGAAAGCCCAUGCGUCAAUGCCCUCUCCUGCCGGAAUCUGAUUGGCGGAUACUUUUGCGAGUGCCUCCCUGGUUGGAUGGGCCAGAAUUGCGACAUCAAUGUCAACGACUGCCACGGACAGUGUCUUAACAGAGGACUGUGUAAGGAUCUUGUGAAUGGAUAUCGAUGUGUGUGCGCAGCAGGCUUUGCAGGUGAACACUGUGAGCGAGACGUGGACGAGUGCGCUAGUCGCCCCUGUCUCAACGGCGGACGCUGCCAGGACGCUGUCAACGGAUUCCAGUGUCUGUGUCCACCUGGUUUCUCAGGUGCCACGUGUCAGCUGGACAUAGACUACUGUGAGAGUGGCGCGUGUCAGAACGGAGCUCAGUGUUUUAGCCUGGCCUCAGAUUACUACUGUAAAUGUCCCGAAGAUUACGAAGGCAAAAACUGCUCCCAACUUAAAGACCACUGCCUCAUCACACCAUGCCAAGUGAUUGACAGCUGCACGGUUGCCGUGGCGUCUAACAGCACUCCGGGCGGCAUGCGGCUCAUCUCCUCUAACGUUUGUGGUCCUCACGGCCGCUGUCGAAGUCACGCCGGAGGGCACUUCAGCUGCGAGUGUCAGGAGGGAUUCACCGGCACGUACUGCCAUGAGAACAUCAACGACUGUGAAAGUAGUCCCUGCCGUAACGGCGGUACUUGCAUUGAUAAAAUCAACGCGUACCAGUGUAUCUGUGCUGAUGGCUGGGAGGGACACAACUGUGAGAGCGACAUUGACGACUGCAACAUGAACCCCUGUCGGGAUCGAGGAGUGUGCCGUGAUCUGGUCAAUGACUUUUACUGCGAGUGUGAAAACGGCUGGAAGGGAAAGACCUGUCACUCACGCGAGAGCCAAUGUGACGAGGCCACUUGUAACAAUGGGGGCAUGUGCUCUGACGAAGGCGACUCAUUUAAGUGCAUGUGUGCUCCUGGAUGGGAAGGAGCUACCUGUAACAUAGCAAAGAACAGCAGCUGCCUGCCGAACCCCUGCGAGAACGGAGCCACGUGUGUCGUGACAGGUGACAGCUUCACCUGUGUCUGCAAAGAAGGCUGGGAGGGGCUCACCUGCAGCCAGAAUUCCAAUGAUUGCAACCCACAACCAUGCUAUAACAGCGGGACGUGUGUGGACGGUGAUAACUGGUACCGCUGUGAGUGUGCCAGUGGAUUCGCAGGGCCGGACUGUCGCAUCAACAUCAAUGAGUGCCAGUCGUCUCCCUGUGCGUUCGGCUCCACGUGUGUCGAUGAAAUUAACGGCUACCGCUGCCUGUGUCCACCCGGCAGAACCGGGCCCAGGUGUCAGGAAGUCACCGGACGUCCGUGUGUGGUCGGAGGACGGAUUGCUGUAGAUGGAGCAAAGUGGGCUGAAGACUGUAACACCUGUUACUGUCACAGGGGGAUUGUCAGCUGUACAAAGCUGUGGUGUGGCCCUAAACCUUGCCGGAUGCUUGGCUCGGGACGAGGCGACUGUCCUCUGGGUCAGCUGUGUGUGCCGGUGCGAGACGAGCAGUGUUUCGUGAAGCCCUGCUCCUCACAGGGCGAGUGCUGGUCUGCUCACCGGCCAGCCAUGAGGGCCCGCUGUGACCCCGAGAGCGACUGCGCCAACAUCACCUUCACCUUCCACAAGGACACCAUGCCACAGGGAGUGACGGUGGAGCAGGUGUGUCGUGAGCUGAGGCAUCUGUAUGUGGCUAAAAACGUUUCAGCUGAGUUUUCCAUCUCUCUGAGCUGUGAACUCUCUUCUGCCGCCAGUAAUGAGAUCCAUGUGGCCAUCCAUGUGACUGAGGAUGGCAUUCACGGCCGGGUUCCUGUUAAAGAAAUCACGGACAGCAUCAUCGAUCUGGUGAGCAAACACAGCGCGAACAGCUCCAUCAUCGGCUCCAUCGCUGAGGUCCGUGUUCAGCGCAGACAGCCGCAGAACCCCAACGUAGACUACUUGGUGCCACUGUUGGUGUCCAUAGUGACGGCGAUCUGGGUUUUGGCACUGGCGUCGGUGUUCCUGUGGUGCGUGCGGCAUCGACGCAAACAAAGCUCCAGCCCCACCGCCAUCAACCCCGCCGCCCCCUACUCCACGGGAAGCACAGAAGACAACACAGUGAACAACGCCCGCGAGCAGCUCAACCAGAUCAAGAACCACAUCGAGAAGAACGCGUCCAACGGCAGCCUGCCGGGAAAAGAGCUGCACUGCGACGACAAGAACAGCGUCAAUGCCAAAAUCAGGACGCAUUUCUCCGAACCCGCCAGACUAGCGCAAGAAGACUCCAGCAAGCAUCUGCAGAAGGCACGCUUUCCACGUCAGCCGGCCUACAUGCUGGUGGACAGGGACGACAGGCUGAGCUCCAACGGCACUGAUGUCAAAAAUCCUCACUGGACUAAUAAACGAGACAACAGAGACCUGGAGUCGCAGCACAGAGCUCCGGAUGCACAGCCAAGAGAUCUGGAUGCACAACACAGCUUGCACAAUAUGGAGUAUAUUGUAUAGUGGCCGAUGCUCGGCGUGGUAACAAUCAUUACUGCGUGAUGUCACGAAAGGUCAAGCGAAUGAAGACAUCUUUCGGAAUCAGAGUGCUGACUGUCGACUGUCACGACAAGGCCGGACAGUGUUUGUUCAGACGUUGCGGUCGGACCACGGGCUGGUCCGUUUUAUGGCAUCUGAAGGGCCUGAAGACGUUAACCUGUGCUGAACUUCUAGCCUAAAUCAGAAUGUACAGUAAUUGGCCAAAAUCUGCUAAUUGCGUGAAUCUCACCAAAACAUGUCCAGGUCAAAUUUCACCCUGAAUUCAUAGACAUUGUUGACAUUUGAAUGACAAUUACAGGCAUAGUUCACCCAAAAAUGAAAUUUCUGUCAUUGUUUACUCAGCCUCAAGUU
Molecule: messenger RNA, 4170 nt
Organism: Sinocyclocheilus rhinocerous
Lineage: Eukaryota; Metazoa; Chordata; Actinopteri; Cypriniformes; Cyprinidae
Product: protein jagged-1a
Exons: 25
Coding region: 136-3783 (1215 amino acids)
Biological process (GO): multicellular organism development; Notch signaling pathway; cell communication
Cellular component (GO): membrane
Molecular function (GO): calcium ion binding; Notch binding
Source: RefSeq, a predicted model, not a curated record